AGGGUUAUGAAAUCUCCCUCUUAGAACCCAAAAUCAGAGAGAGAGAGAGAGAGAGAGAGAGAGAUGGCUUUCCCUGCUUUCUUCUCUCCUUCGCCACAGCCGCAGCAGCCGCAGCAGCUCUUCCAAUCCCAACCGCAGCAGCAGCCUCUUUUCCAACAGAACAAUGCAUUUCUCCAGCAGCAGCAGCAGCAGUUUCAGCUCCAACAGCAGCAGCAACAGCAGCAGCAACAGCAGCAGCAGCAGCAGCAGAUGUAUAUCUUCACUACAGAAAAAGCUCCUGCGAACUACAGUACGAAGUGGGGCGAUCUGCACCCCGACUCACAGAAAAUCCUCUUACAAAUAGAGGAGCGAAUCUUGGAAUAUAGGGACGAAAGCCAGAGACUAGAUCAAUGUAGCCGUCUUUAUGAUUCGUCAGUUUCCAAUGAUGGAUUCGAGCUUGAUGCCAGUCAUAUCGUGCAGGAACUUGGGGGAAUCAGCACUGCCAUGGAAAGGGAAAAAGUUCUGUUGCAAGAGCUGAUGGCUGUUGUAAAAGGUAUGAUGAGAGACACAGAGGUUGCGGUUCGCUCAUUUAUGAUGCUUCGGCCAAGGUUUGUUCAUCCAAACAUGGCUACUGCUUCAAAUGCUGCUGCUCCUACUCAGACUCCUGCAACGGCAUUAGUUCCCACCACAACUACUCAACCAACACCAAGCUCUAUGAUACCUGUCUUUGAUUUCUACAGCGGGGUCCCUAAGAGGCCAUCUCCGUUUUUACAGCACACUGUUGCCAGAUUUGAGAAGUACCUUGGUGAAUGCAGGCAGUGGAUUGAAGAGUUAGAGCAGCUGCUCCUCUCAAAUACUGAUGAAAAUUCUUCCAGCUCAGAUAUGUCGUUAUUGCAUUCUCUGCCGAAAGUUAUGUCAAAUGUGCAUGAUUUCUUUGUCCAUGUUGCUGCCAAGGUCGAGAUUCUUCAUCAGUAUAUUGAGUCGAUGAAAGCUGCUUAUCUAGCUGACCAGCGGCGUCGGGGUGAUGGGAACAAUCCUUUUCUCGAGGCUGAUCGGAGAGAAACAGCCAAACAAGAAGCAGCUGCCAGAAGGGUUCAUCCGACCUUGCACCUACCCUCAGUUUCACAACCAUCCACCCAAGUUGCUGGUUUGUUUGCCAGCUCAGCAGUGCCUGGAGCUUCAAAUGUCCCACAGCCAGCUGUAGGAACUUCCGCAGCUUCGUCUGCGAGUAAUUUCUCAUUUUUUAGCCCUCAAUCAUCAUCUGCUCCUUCUGCCCCCACCACAUCAUCUUUUCUCUUUUCCACACCUACGGCGUCUGCUCCAUCGUCUAGCCUAUUUGGGCCAUCAGGGUUUGCCCCCCAAUCUUCACCUUUUGGGUCUGCUGCAUCAGCAUCUUUGUUUGGCUCAGCACAGACGCCAUCUUUGUUUGGAGCCGGUACCCCAUCCUUUGCUUCUACUCCUGCCAUUGGAGGCUCUUCACUUUUCUCAACACCUUUUGCAUCAGGUGCUGCUACAGGAUCAGGGGCGAGCUUUGGGGGUGCUACGAAAUCUGCAAAGCCAAAAACUCGCUCGACCCGCCGCUAGUUGUACUAUCUAACAUAAUUGUGGAAACCAGAGUCAGCUCAAGAACCAAAAUUUCUCGGCAUUUUCUUUUCUUUUUGAGGAGAGCUACACAUUACAGUGAAUGCGAAUUUGGUUACUGAGAUGCUGCAACCAGAUGGAUUCCUAUCUCAAGAUGGGGUAAUUCUGCCAUUUCUGCUAUCUGAUUCUCAGAGUUUCGUCCCAAGACAGACGAGCAUCUGCCUAUUCGUUGGGACCUCAUGUGCUUCGUCAUUGCAGCAAUAUCAACCCUGUAUGAAUUCAAUGACUUUAAUACUCUGGCAGUGUGACGGAUGAUGCACAGGCGCUUAAAUAUUACUUAGAAAUUACAUAUGUGGGCGUGCUAGAAGUCAAUUUAAACUGUCCAAUUUACAGGUCCCAGUUUAGAUUUUCAUCAGCCUGAAAUUGUACGUAUUUGAUUAUUUGACUA
Messenger RNA from Magnolia sinica, 2008 nucleotides. Its product is annotated as nuclear pore complex protein NUP58. The transcript is spliced from 6 exons. The record is from RefSeq and is a predicted model, not a curated record. The coding region runs from base 64 to 1563 and encodes 499 amino acids. Lineage: Eukaryota; Viridiplantae; Streptophyta; Magnoliopsida; Magnoliales; Magnoliaceae. Gene Ontology annotation, cellular component: nuclear pore. Gene Ontology annotation, molecular function: structural constituent of nuclear pore. Gene Ontology annotation, biological process: nucleocytoplasmic transport.